CGCAGAUGCGUCAGAUCGCGAAACACCACGCACGUCGCCCUCGUCGUCGUCGUCCUCGUCGCCGUCGAAAUAUCCUUCCGCGCCUAGAAAAACUGGUACUAACCGCGAGGUACGCACACGUUGGCAAUGGCGCGGUUCCGCCAUAUCGAUUAUUUGCUAAUUUAUUCAUGCCUGCGAACAGACGACGGCGAUGACGACGACGACGCCGCACUGGCCACCAUCGCCGGUCGAUUCGGACCUCGUUCGUCGGCCACAACACGCGAGCUGCCACGUUCUAUUACGGCCGCGCCAUUAUAGUCGGCCGAGGACCGUCCCGACGGACGAGUCGGGCCACUCGUAUGAUCAUCACCGAGAGUCGCCGUCGAUUCAGUCUGCAUCUUCGUAACGUCCCCGAUGUCGGACAUCGACGAGGACUCGGUCGAGAAGCGGUUGAAAAUCGUGCUCGUGGGUGACUCCGGCGCCGGCAAAACCAGCAUCGUCCAGAAGUUUUGCAACAACGACUUCACCAGGCAGUACAUACCUACCGCGGGCAUCGACUUCUUUCUCAAGAACAUCAGUAUCGGCAGCUACAAAAAUGUCAAUCUGCAUCUGUGGGACGUCAGCGGACUCGCGCUGCAUGGGAAUAUGCUGGACAAAUAUAUUUUCGGAGCACACAUCAUUCUUUUGGUAUACGACGUCACGAACAGCUCCAGUUUUGACAUUCUGGAAGAGUGGCUCGGUCGGAUCAAGAGUUUCACGGAUUCUUACGACGAAGUGCCUCUAAUAGCGGUUGUAGGCAAUAAAUGUGACAUGGAACAUCAAAGGACAGUUAAGAGAGAUAAAUCGCAUCGAUUCGCUGCGGAAAAUGGAUUUCCUUAUCACGAUAUGUCCGCGAGAACUGGAGAAUCGGUAUCUUUAUGCAUAGCAAGUUUGGCGGCGCAAAUCUUGGGUGUCCGAUUAACAAGGACGGAUCAAGACUUUCAUAAACCCAUUAUUAUUGCCGAAAUUGGAGACACGGUAGAUGUGAAUUCAAUACACAAAGUCGUAAAAAGAAUUCCCAACAAAAAGCAACACCCGAUUAUAUUCCAUCCCCAUUUCCCUGCCUCGAAAUCCGCGGUGUGUGCACUCCAAUGAUACUCAUCGGACACUAUUAGGACCUUUACCUUUUAUACAUAAAUUUAAACAAUAUGCAUAUUGUAAUUUUGUUCGAUAUAAGAAAAAUUGUACUGCAGUUAUGAUAGUAAUAAAUAUAAUACAUCAUAUUUCAUACUUGUGCAGUAACAUUUUAUACAUGUUAUAAACUUCAUUCGAGUGCACAUUUUCAUAAUAGCACGCAAAUUACAUAAUGCCAAGAAUGUAUCUUUUUUUACAAUUGUCUCGCGCGUGAAUGUCCUGAAUAUAUUUAUACAAUCAUAUCAUUCAAAUUAAACACACUGUAUAAAUGAAAAUAAAAAUUAUAUUUAUGUAGCAUGGGGCCAAUGGAUAAAUAU
Molecule: messenger RNA, 1469 nt
Organism: Pogonomyrmex barbatus (red harvester ant)
Lineage: Eukaryota; Metazoa; Arthropoda; Insecta; Hymenoptera; Formicidae
Product: ras-related protein Rab-28
Molecular function (GO): GTP binding; GTPase activity
Source: RefSeq, a predicted model, not a curated record